Molecule: messenger RNA, 798 nt
Organism: Huiozyma naganishii CBS 8797
Lineage: Eukaryota; Fungi; Ascomycota; Saccharomycetes; Saccharomycetales; Saccharomycetaceae
Gene: PRE4
Product: proteasome core particle subunit beta 7
Exons: 1
Coding region: 1-798 (265 amino acids)
Cellular component (GO): proteasome core complex
Source: RefSeq, a predicted model, not a curated record
AUGAAUCAUGAUCCGUACAGUUGGGGGAGACCCUCAGACGAGACCUACGGCCAGUAUAGCGAUGCAAUUGCCCAUGCGCCCUCCUUCCCCAAGAUGAACACACAACAACCUAUAGUGACCGGUACGUCUGUCAUCUCGAUGAAGUAUAAUAACGGUGUUAUCAUUGCUGCAGAUCACUUGGGUUCGUACGGCUCUCUGUUGAGGUUUACCGAUAUUGAGAGGCUGUUCCCCGUUGGGAAGAACACCGUCGUUGGGAUUUCCGGGGACAUCUCUGAUAUGCAGCACAUCGAGGCUCUUUUAGAGGAAUUGGAGACGGAGAACAACUAUGACAACUCGCACGCGGACGACGAGGAGUCGCUGCAGCCGAGCUACGUGUUCGAGUACUUGGCGACCGUGAUGUACCAGCGCAGGUCCAAGAUGAACCCACUAUGGAACGCGCUGAUUGUGGCGGGUGUGGAGGACUCGAAACCGUUUUUGAAGUACGUCAAUUUGCUAGGUGUCACAUACUCAUCCCCCACGCUGGCGACUGGGUUUGGUGCGCACUUAGCUGUCCCGCUGCUAAGGCGUGUAGUGGACCGUGAGUCCGAUGUCGAGAAGACAGACAUGCAAACAGCAACGGACACAAUCCUCCAAGCGAUGAAGGUGCUUUACUACAGAGACGCACGUUCGUCAAGGAAGUUUUCGAUGGCCAUAAUCGACAACGACCAAGGUCUGGUCUUUAACAAGGAAUUGGAGGUUGAAAACAUGAAGUGGAACUUCGCAAAAGAUAUCAAAGGUUACGGUACCCAGAAAGUGUAA